Papilio machaon (common yellow swallowtail) is the source of this 1409-nucleotide messenger RNA. RefSeq names its product enhancer of mRNA-decapping protein 4. Gene Ontology annotation, biological process: deadenylation-independent decapping of nuclear-transcribed mRNA. The coding region runs from base 1 to 1392 and encodes 463 amino acids. Gene Ontology annotation, cellular component: P-body. NCBI's taxonomy places the organism in Eukaryota, Metazoa, Arthropoda, Insecta, Lepidoptera, Papilionidae. The record is from RefSeq and is a predicted model, not a curated record. The transcript has 8 exons.
AUGAAUCGUUUAAAAUUAGAACAUAAUAAACGUUCCAAAUCCUUGGAUUUCCUGAACACCCUCCAUAAUUGCAGUAAUGAAAGUGUUAAAACUUUUCACAAAGAAAUUCCACGUAAGGAAUAUAAAAGAAUAGAUAGUCCUGAUAUAAAUGCGGAGGAAGAUGAUCUUUUAGUGCUGACAGACUCAUCAAUCGAAGGUUCCUCGCGUAGUAACGAAUAUCUGCACACUUUGGAACAGAAAAUUGAAAAACUAAGCGAUUAUUUGGUCGAUCAGGAGAAAAUCUUGACAGAUAUAAAAACGGAAUUGAAAUUAAACAAUUCGUUUUAUAAUCUUUCUUUAGCUGGAAUAAGUACUGAAUUGGCCGAGAAAGGUGCAACUGAAGAUUUUAAUACGCCAGAUGACAGCGAUGAUCGUGCGAAGAAUUUGUUGUGCGCACUCAAACCUAAAGACAUGCAACGCCUGGAGCGUGAAAUAAAAGAAGUUCUAUCGAAGUUUCUUCAAAGCGAUGAUUUGAAAGAACAGCUAGUGUUGGCAACGCAGCAGUGCGUGCAAGAUGCGAUACGCAGCAGCUUAUCCGACAGCUUGUCCGCACACUACCUGCCCACACUGGAGCGAUCGCAGCGACAUCUGCUCAACCACGUCACUAACGUCAUCCGGGAAUCGUUUAGAGAGUUGGAAGAUAACACGAAACUCCUGUCGAUAUCGGUGCACAGAAGAACAAAGACGCUGCGCAGGACGCUACAGGAGCAUCAGAGUCUUCUGGAUAAGGCGGAUUCGAAUCUGCUAAGAGAUUUGAAGAGAGGACUGCAAGAAAUUCUUCACGAGGAAUUAAGAUUAUGGCGGGAGAAUUUGUUCGACGUGUUAUUUACACAGAGCCGCGUGCAACACGUGAGCAACGAAGACGAUGUGUCGAGUACCACAUCAUCUUUCGUUCCAAGUAGCCCGCCGCAGCCCGCCGACCCCAAGAAGUCUAUUAUAGAUCAACUGUUAAAAUCAGCUGAGAUCCACAAUCUGAUGCGUGCGGGCGAGGAGAACAGUUCGUUCGAGCGCGCUCUGUCGGCGGCCGACCUGACGCUGGUGGUGGCGGCGUGUCGCGCGGCCGAGCCCGCCCGUCUGUUCGCGCCGCCCUGCAGACUGCGUCAGCCCGUGCUGCUCUCCCUCGUGCAGCAGCUUGCCACCGACAUGGUGCAUGACACACAGCUUAAAUGCAGAUACCUCGAAGAUGCUUUAAUUAAUCUGAACCCGUGUGACGCGGUAACGCGCAGCCAUCUGCCCAUUGUCGUGAAAGAAGUCCGCGAACAUCUCACCAAGUUCCUAACCGACUACCCGAAUCACGUGGCCAGUCGCAGAGUGGCUCUCAUUAUAAUGGCCGCUAAUAAUUUAUUAAGUUAAAAAAUGUAAUGUCAUCG